AUGACAGAGACAUUUUCAUCCGUGCCGAUCGUCGACUUCGCUCGGUUAAACGAUCCUUCAACGAAAGAUGAGGAGCUGUCAAAUUUGCGUCAAGCCAUCUUCGUUGUUGGAUUCCUAUAUUUGACCAACACAGGAUUAGAGAGCUUAAUUAAACGUACCCAUGAAAAUCUACCCAAACUAUUUGCCCUAUCGGCCGAGGCCAAGGAGAAAUGCAACAUGAUUAACUCGCCAUCGUUUCUUGGCUAUACUCGCCUCGGUGCCGAGACCACUGCAAAACAAACAGACCUCCGCGAGCAAUUUGACUUCGGUACCCCUGGCGUGAGACCCUGGACAGAGCAGGACCCCUUUUGGCAACGGCUUGAAGGGCCUAAUCAGUACCCAGAUUAUCCAGGCGUGCAAGAUCUGGUCGAAGAAUAUAUCGCGAAGACUGAUAGCCUGGCACAGGCAUUCGUGCGCCUCGUCGCAGAAUGCUUGUCCCUGCCCCGGGAGACAUUUGAUGGCUUCAAGGGUAAUAUGAGCCGGCUAAAGUUUGUCAAAUACCCACCCGCAGUGCAAAGCUCCCAGGGUGUUGGCCCUCACAAGGACUCGGCGGGUCUUUUCACAUUUCUGUCCCAGGACAACACAGGAGGACUCCAGGUACUCAACAAGAACGGAGAAUGGAUUAACGUGCCUCCCAUUGAGGGAAGUCUUGUCGUAAAUAUCCAACAGGGAUUCGAAGCGAUCACUGGAGGGAUUUGCGCAGCCACAACACACCGGGUUAUUGCGCCCACUUCUCAGACGCGUUAUAGCAUCCCGUUCUUCCAGGGUGUGAGACUAGACUUGACGCUAAAUCAGCUGAAGGAAUCCGCUGCUCACAUCGUGCAACGCAUUCCAGCCUCUGACGACAAGAAGAAGCGAGCAGUUGAUGUGCCUAGUGAAUUCCUUUCUCCUUUGUAUUCUUGCUUCGGCGAGGCUCACUUGAGAAAUCGCAUCCUGAGCCAUCCGGACGUGGGCCAACGGUGGUAUUCAGAGUUGUAUGCAAAGUAUUCUCAGCAGGUCCUACAAUAG
Messenger RNA from Penicillium roqueforti, 1047 nucleotides. Its product is annotated as isopenicillin N synthase family dioxygenase. Gene Ontology annotation, molecular function: dioxygenase activity. The transcript is spliced from 6 exons. The record is from RefSeq and is a predicted model, not a curated record. The coding region runs from base 1 to 1047 and encodes 348 amino acids. NCBI's taxonomy places the organism in Eukaryota, Fungi, Ascomycota, Eurotiomycetes, Eurotiales, Aspergillaceae.